ACCAUUUUCUCUCUUAGCUAGUAGGCUACUAUCGUUAGCUUUAGGAUCAAGCAUUUACAUGCAAACGCGUAAGCCUAGACGUGGCUUUUUGCAGGGCUUCAAGUUGCGUCCGACAGUGAAGCAUAACAGAAUUUGCAUAUAAUAAUUUGAAAUAAGGUUUUCAUUCAUUGCCUACCAUUUGCAAGGAAUGGGAGGAGAUAAACGGGUGAGUCGCUCUGAACGCAGUGGGCGAUACGGCUCAGAGCAGUCCCGGGACGAGGGUGGCUGGAGGGAUCGACGAGACAGAGAUCAGGACAGGGGCUAUGACUCUCAUCGCUGGGGUGAUGACCGUCGCAGUGACCGUCAUGGAGAUGGAGAAAGAUGGUGGGGUCGGGACAGUCCUGAGAGGGGGAGAAAAAGGCGUAACAGCGAUGGCUCAGAUGAUGGCCACCAUUCGGAUGGAGAUUACUGUGAGCAGGACUACAGGGGUGAGCCUGGCGAAGAGAAGGAGAGCAAAACCAUCAUGCUGCGGGGCCUGUCGCUCAACGUAACUGAGCAAGAUAUUCGGUCCGCCCUUGAGCAGCUGGAGGGACCCCAACCCAUGGACAUCCGCCUGAUGAAGAAGAGAACAGGUAUAAGCCGAGGUUUCGCCUUCGUGGAGUUUUAUCACUUGCAAGAUGCUACCAGAUGGAUGGAGACCAAUCAGAAACUGCUGAUCAUCCAGGGGAAGAGCGUGGCCAUGCAGUACAGCAACCCCCGCCACAAGUUUGAGGAUUGGCUCUGCAACUCAUGCGGCCUGUACAAUUUCCGGAGAAGGCUGAAGUGCUUCAGGUGUGGCGCUGCCAAAGCAGAUGCUGACACCCCAAGUACCACUGGCACCACGGAUGCGCAGCCCAGUGGAGAUUAUUAUGGCGACACAAUUAUCCUGAGGAACAUUGGUUCUUUGUCCACGGUGGAGGGGAUCAUGACCGCCCUGGCGCCCUAUGCCAACCUGUCGGCAGGAAACAUCCGGCUCAUCAAGGACAAGCAGACGGGCCAGAACCGCGGCUUUGCUUUCGUCCAGCUCUCUUCGCCCCUGGAGGCCUCCCAGCUGCUCACAAUUCUGCAGGGUUUGCAGCCGCCACUCAAGCUAGAUGGCAAGACCAUAGGCGUGGACUAUGCAAAGAGUGCUCGCAAGGAUCUGCUGUUGCCGGAUGGGAACCGUGUCAGUGCGUUCUCUGUGGCCAGCACGGCCAUCGCUGCAGCCCAGUGGUCAUCCAGUCAGCCUCAGCAGGUGGAUGUAGGCUCUGAGUACAGCUACCUGGAGGAGGGUUAUGUGCCUUUUACACCGGAAUACCAGGCCUAUUACCAGCAGGCUGCCGGAGCAGUAGAGCUCAGCCAGGGCAACGGCAUCCUGGGAGCUGCCCCAGGGGUGAAAGUGGUCCCCGCAACCUCGGUGGUGAUUUCGCAGACUGCUCAGGUGUACCAGCAGCCACUACUUGUCGGUCAGGCCAGCCAGUCAUUGCUCGGUGUGCCUCAGGUGGAGGGUAAGCCCCAACCGGUCAUCUCUGCCAGUGUCUCCACGCCUGCGGCCUCUGCUGCCAUGGCAGCAGCUGCAGCCACCAACACAUCUGCUGGUGACAAAUCAGCUCCCGACACGUCCACCUACCAGUAUGAUGAAUCCUCGGGUUAUUACUAUGACCCUCAGAGUGGCCUUUAUUAUGAUCCCAACUCGCAGUACUACUACAACUCUCAGACACAGCAGUACCUGUACUGGGACAGUGACAAACAGAGCUAUGUGCCGGCAGCGGACGGCUCUGCCCAGGCAGCAGCCUCGGCGUCUGGCACCCCUGGCAAAGAACCCAAGGAGAAGAAGGACAAGCCCAAGAGCAAGACUGCUCAGCAGAUUGCCAAGGACAUGGAGCGCUGGGCCAAGAGCUUAAACAAACAGAAGGAUAAUUUCAGGGGCAGCUUCCAGCCCAUCAGCCAGGAGGAGAGGAAGGAGGCGGCAGCGGCCGACGCCGGAUUCACACUGUUUGAAAAGAAGCAAACAGGAGCCCUGGACCGACUGGUGUGUGAGUCAGCCAGGGCCGCAGAGGAGGAAAAGCCACAACCGCAGCAGCCUCCUCCCACCACAUCCAAGGUUGGGCUGGUGGCGGCCUACAGUGGUGACAGCGAGCCUGAGGAGGCGGCUGAGCCAGACCGAGGCGAGGACGGCUCAGACAAGCUGACCGACUGGAAAAAGCUGGCCUGCCUGCUGUGCAGGAGGCAGUUCCCCAACAAAGAGGCAUUGCUCCGCCACCAGCAGCUUUCUGAUCUCCACAAGCAAAAUCUGGAGGUGCACAGGCGCUCAAAGCUGAGUGAAGAAGAGCUAGAGGAACUGGAGAGGAAAGAAACUGAGAUGAAAUACAGAGACAGAGCAGCCGAGAGGAGAGAAAAAUACGGUAUCCCAGAACCCCCAGUCCCCAAGAAGAGGAAGUUCACCCCACCUCAGCCUGUGGUGAACUACGAGCAACCCACAAAGGAUGGCCUGAACAGCGACAACAUUGGCAACAAAAUGCUGCAAGCCAUGGGCUGGAAAGAAGGGUGUGGGCUGGGCAGAAACCGCCAGGGAAUCACUGCCCCCAUCGAGGCCCAGAUGCGGAUGAAGGGGGCAGGGCUUGGCACCAAAGGCAGCCACUACGGUGUGGCAGACGGGGCCUCCUACAAGGACGCGGUGCGCAAAGCCAUGUUCGCACGCUUCACUGAGAUUGAAUGAAUGACUUAACCUCCUGAACCUUAUUUGAACCUUGAUUGUUCUUCCCAUGAGCUCUCCAUUCUGUCUCAUGAAACACAGGACCACGCCUCGAACUCUUCAUGAUGCAAUAGUUUAACGGGUCCCUGAGAUUAUUUUGUUGUAUAUAUGUACAGAGUGUGAUUGUCCCUUAAAAUGUGGAAAUGAUGUGGGUGAAAAAAUUUUUGUUUUGGCGUGGGAAACUCCUAUGUUGGUAUGAUUGGCAUAUUGUAGAGUUUGUAUGAUACUGGUAUGGUCUCUUUUUUGUACAGAGAAUAAAAGAGACGUAACUUUA
Messenger RNA from Alosa sapidissima (American shad), 3026 nucleotides. It is a transcript of the gene rbm5, whose product is annotated as RNA binding motif protein 5. Gene Ontology annotation, biological process: mRNA splicing, via spliceosome. The record is from RefSeq and is a predicted model, not a curated record. The transcript has 25 exons. Gene Ontology annotation, molecular function: RNA binding. NCBI's taxonomy places the organism in Eukaryota, Metazoa, Chordata, Actinopteri, Clupeiformes, Clupeidae. Gene Ontology annotation, cellular component: nucleus. Bases 188 to 2716 code for a protein of 842 amino acids.